Giardia duodenalis is the source of this 435-nucleotide messenger RNA. RefSeq lists its product as uncharacterized. The coding region runs from base 1 to 435 and encodes 144 amino acids. The record is from RefSeq and is a predicted model, not a curated record. Lineage: Eukaryota; Fornicata; Diplomonadida; Hexamitidae. The transcript has a single exon.
AUGGCCGACAUUCCCACUGUUUCUCCCGGAGCAGUUGCGGUUCAUGAGUAUCUCCGUGCCCAGACACUUUUUAUAUUGAUGUACGCUUACAUUACAAGACCAAAUAUCUACGCCUUCUUCUCUGUGAUUUUGACCCUGAUCUUCUACGAAUCGUCAAACAUAGGCUUGUAUGUCUUUUUAGUUCUUGCUGUGGCUUCGGCACCCAUCAGUUGCUACUAUCUUAGCCGGAGCUACCUUCUUCUCAACUUGUUGACCUACUUUCCCUACGACUCUAACAGGCAGGAGUGGCAAGAAAUAGCAAGCUUUGUUCUUCCGUGGGUGGGCGUCGUCGUUGCUUAUUCGAUCCAAUUUUUCCACCAGAGAAAGUACGGCUAUAUGACACCGAUAGGCCGGUUCUUGCGGAACAUCCGUGCGAUGCAAAUGGGGCGUGUCUAG